AUGUCAGAACAACAAGUUAAGAGAAGAAGAGUCACUAGAGCAUGUGACGAAUGCAGGAAGAAAAAGGUUAAAUGUGAUGGUCAACAGCCGUGUAUACAUUGUACAGUUUAUGCUUAUGAAUGUACUUAUAAUCAACCCAGUAAGCGGAGUAAUAAUAGUUCUACUACUACCAUUCCUAAUAAUAAUAAUGGACUGACUAUUAGUAAUAGUAGUACAAGACUAAAUCAAAAUAUGAUGAAUCCUUCAGCCGCGGUAUUAGGUGGAAAUAAUUCUACGAUACAGCUUAAACUAGAAAAUGAUCCUUCAAAUAAAAUGGGGAUAAUGAAAGCAUUGGGUGGUAUGAAUGGAAGUAGUAAUAAUAAUGGAAUUAGUCCACAAGAAAUGUCCAAUAUGAAUAUCACCCCAACAGAACAAUUUACUUCAAAUAAUAGUCAUAGUAAUAGUGGUAUCAACAUUUUCUCAGUAAUUCCAAAUAAUUCGUCUUAUAUGGCAGGUACAACGAGUUCAUCAGGUACAGGUAAUACAAAAAAGACAAAUACAAAAAAAGUUGGAAAACUUCAAAAUGACUUAAUUAAAUACCAACAAUUAUUUAGUGUACUACUACCAAAUUUACCACAAGUAGAAACAUUAGAUAUUCCCACUUUUUCACAAAUAGUACAAAAUUUUAAAGGACAUUCAGUUAAUUAUUUGGAAGAUGCCGUAAAAGAAUAUCAUUUAAUAUCAGGAGAUUCGGUAUCACUAGUUAAUCGUACGUCUCCAGGGAUUACUAGUCCAGAUGGUAUGUCAAAAAAUGUCAAAAUAUUUUCAACAAAUUCAGCUGAUUCAAAUAACGAAUCUGUAGAAGGUACAAUGUCUAAUACACCAAAUAUCGGAAGAGAGAUUAAAAUUAUGUUACCUCCUAAAAAUAUUGCUUUACAUUUUGUGGAAAAUACUUGGAAGUAUUGUUGUGUCUUGUUAAGAUUUUACCAUAGACCUCUUUUCAUUCAACAACUAAAUGAAUUAUAUGAUACCGAUCCAACUAAUUACACCCAGAAGCAAAUUAAUUUCUUGCCAUUGUGUUAUUCGAUAAUGGCAGUAGGUGCUUUAUUUUCCAAAUCUUUAUCAGGUGGUAGUGCAGGUAGUUCACCAAAUAAGGAUAUUCGUGAGCAAGACGAAACUGAAAGAAAAUUGUUACAAGAUGAAGGGUAUAAAUACUUUAUUGCAGCAAGAAAAUUGAUAGAUAUCACCAAUACCAGAGACUUGAACUCUAUUCAAACAGUGGUCAUGUUGUUUAUUUUCUUGCAAUGUUCUGCACGUUUAUCUACUUGUUAUGCUUAUAUUGGUGUCGCGAUGAGAAGUGUCCUUCGAGAAGGUUAUCAUAGAUUAACACCAGCCAACUCCGGUUUGAACCCUAUUGAAAUUGAAGUGCGGAAGAGAUUAUUCUAUACAAUUUACAAACUGGAUAUCUACGUUAAUGCAAUGUUAGGUUUACCUAGAUCCAUAUCAGUAGAUGAUUUCGAUCAAACAUUACCAGUAGAACUUUCAGAUGAAAACAUUACUGUUGAUGCAUAUCUACCUGAGAAUCAGCAUUCGGUACUGUCGAGUGUGGCUAUUUCUAAUCAUCACACAAAAUUAAUAAUGAUAUUAAGUGAAAUAGUAGCCGAGUUAUAUCCUGUUAAGAGAACUAAUAAUAUUAUAUCGCAUGAAACUGUGACUAAUUUGGAAUUAAAAUUGAGAAGUUGGGUUGAUCAGUUACCAAAAGAAAUGAAACCAAAUGCUACUGGUCUAGAACAAAGAUGUGAAAGAGCAAAUAAACUAUUGCAUUUAUCGUUUUUACAUGUUCAAAUUAUACUCUAUAGACCUUUUAUUCAUUACGUUUCGCACAAAUACGCUGCUUCGGCACCAGAUCCUCUGUCUUUGCAAAGGGCAAGAAAUUGUAUUAAUGUCUCCAGAACAGUAGUAAAACUUGGUCAAGAUAUGUUAGAUAAGUCGCUUAUUGCAGGUUCAUAUUGGUACGCUAAUUAUACUAUUUUCUAUUCAGUAGCUGGUCUACUGUUCUACACUCAUGAAGCUGAACCAAGCGAUAAGGACAGUGCACGCGAAUAUUAUGAUAUAUUGAAAGAUGCUGAGAUUGGAAGAAAUUUAUUAUUAAGAUUAAAGGACUCAAGUAUGGCGGCCAAUAGAACAUACAACAUUCUGAACAAAUUAUUUGAAAAGCUAAACACUAGAACUAUUCAACUGCUCUAUCCUUGGGAUAAUAGUAGUAGUACUACUAUUAACAAUAAUAAUACCACACCUAAUUCAACUAGUAAUAUAAAUUAUUCUAGUAAUGUGUCGCCGGAGAGUAGUUCAUAUGACAAAGAUAUUAAUAAUGAUAAUGAAAUAGUAAAAGAUUCUCUAAACUUUCCAGGAAAUGAUGAUUCAAAGGCAGACCUGGACCUCGAAAAUUUCAUAAAGACCCUCCCACAACCAAAUCAAGAAGAGUUCAGUACUGGUAAUUCGAAGGUAACAAAUAACGAUCAAGGUCCUACUAUGUUUAACUAUAAUUCUAAUACCAAUGAAUUGUUGACACAGUCGGAGUCUGAUGAUAACUUCAAAAAUAUGCAAAACGUCACACCAAUUGGAAAUCCAGGAACCAUAUCUAGUUUAUCGUCCGAUCGAUCUCACUUAAAACCUAAACCUGAAAAUAAUGAUAAUAUGGAUGUUUUAAAUGUUUUUGAUCAGUUAGAUGCUCAAUUAUUUGGUAAAUAUGUUCCAGAUACUAACUUGGAUGGUUCAAGUUAA
Molecule: messenger RNA, 2763 nt
Organism: Maudiozyma barnettii
Lineage: Eukaryota; Fungi; Ascomycota; Saccharomycetes; Saccharomycetales; Saccharomycetaceae
Gene: ASG1
Product: Asg1p
Exons: 1
Coding region: 1-2763 (920 amino acids)
Biological process (GO): DNA-templated transcription; positive regulation of transcription by RNA polymerase II
Cellular component (GO): nucleus
Molecular function (GO): zinc ion binding; sequence-specific DNA binding; DNA-binding transcription factor activity, RNA polymerase II-specific
Source: RefSeq, a predicted model, not a curated record